This is a messenger RNA of Plasmodium fragile, 453 nucleotides long. RefSeq lists its product as uncharacterized. The transcript is spliced from 3 exons. The record is from RefSeq and is a predicted model, not a curated record. The coding region runs from base 1 to 453 and encodes 150 amino acids. NCBI's taxonomy places the organism in Eukaryota, Apicomplexa, Aconoidasida, Haemosporida, Plasmodiidae.
AUGAGCGUUGUAAAACAUAUAUUUGAGCAUGACCAAGUGAGGCUUCUAAAUAACAUCGGCAAAUUUGCUGAAACGCUCUCAUCUUUGGGAUCCGUCCCAAGCAUUAAAAAGUUUAUCUUCGCCAAGUAUGGAACGAACUACAACAGGGUGAUAGAGAAUUACCGCAACAGCAGCGUUCUGGUUUUUCGCGCCAAUGAAUAUUUAAGAAAGUUAAUAGAGUCAAUAUCGGUUGUAUUUUGGAAGGGCCGCAAAUGGAAAGGCACCUACUGGCCAAGCAAAUGGAAAUGGUACCACCGACACGGCUACUGGGCCACUCGAAAGAAACUGCUCAGCUUCGACAAGUACAGGCCCUACAGGUAUCACGAAGUUAAGGGACACGGGAAGCCGAAGCUUCAAUUCUGGCAGGACCACUCGUAUUACAGGCCCCUCAAGCAGACAACGAAAUUUUGGUAA